AUGACGACCGUCGAGUCCAACGGCCACGAAUGGGUCGUCCCGAUCCGCUACAGCCGCUUCCACGAGUUUUUUGGCCAGCUCGUCAAGAUGGACCGGCACGCGGCGGCGCUCCCCUUUCCGCAAAAGGUGCUCUUCACGCCGUCCAACGCCACGCGCAUGCGCCAGCUCCACGACUUCAUGCAGCAGCUCGCUACCGCGCUUCCGACACUCUCGGACGACGGUCUUCGACUCGUCCACGAUCUCCUUGAUGUCGAUGCAAACACGAUCGUCGAGCAGCCCCAUGAGCCUGAGCUGGAAGAAGACACCGUGGUGCCGCUUGUUGUGCAGCCCGAUGCCAUGAACCAAGUGCCUUCGAUCGACGACGUCCUUGCCGUCAAGCCGAUAGUGGCCAAGCCAUUGAAGAAGAAGGCCAAGAAGCCCACAAAGACCAAGGUCGAGUCGCCGCCCGCGGUCCGCGCGGUGGCGCUCACGUACACGGUGAUGCUGUCGCCUGUCAUGAUCUUUGUCACGGUCGUCCAGUCGCUUUUUUGGGUCGCGUCGGCGUUGUUGCCAGCGCCCAAGGUCAAGGCCGCGGCGUAGCCCAACCCAACGUCGUAUUUAUGCAGCGGGCCAUUCCCAACCUUUACAGCGGACAGGCGCGGCCGACGGUAGCCACGCACAGCGCCCUCUAGAAGCGUGGGAUGCGGAGUAAGCCCCAAAAUCAAAAUCCACCAUCUCCCUCGGGCGAUUGCUAC
This is a messenger RNA of Saprolegnia parasitica CBS 223.65, 734 nucleotides long. RefSeq lists its product as hypothetical. Gene Ontology annotation, molecular function: phosphatidylinositol binding. The record is from RefSeq and is a predicted model, not a curated record. NCBI's taxonomy places the organism in Eukaryota, Oomycota, Saprolegniomycetes, Saprolegniales, Saprolegniaceae. Bases 1 to 579 code for a protein of 192 amino acids. The transcript is spliced from 2 exons.